Rhinolophus ferrumequinum (greater horseshoe bat) is the source of this 3316-nucleotide messenger RNA. RefSeq lists its product as uncharacterized. The record is from RefSeq and is a predicted model, not a curated record. The transcript is spliced from 2 exons. Lineage: Eukaryota; Metazoa; Chordata; Mammalia; Chiroptera; Rhinolophidae. The coding region runs from base 27 to 722 and encodes 231 amino acids.
GCACCACCGGAACGCAGAGCACAGCAAUGGGUAUCAAUACAAAUACAGCAGCACCAGCCGGUCUUCCUGACUCGGGGCUGGGUGCGCUGAUGGAAACCUCCCCAAUCGGCUGGGUUUUGGGGGUGGGGCCGGGAGCUUUCCGCGCCCCCAGCACCUGCCUCGAGGGUCUUCCUCUCCAGCUAACGAUUCGGGAAGGAUGUUGGAUGAGGCUUGAUCAAGCCUGGGGUCGCAGGGCCUCAGAGGAAAUUCUCCAGGCUCUCCGAGGCGCCGCGUCUCGCCGUCCCCUGGGCCAUGCCGGCUCCGCUCGCUCGGAGCCACUCCAGGCGCGCCCACUCCAGCUGCCCGAGCGCACCGAACGCCGAGGGCGGCGCUGCCUCCGCGUGGCGCGGACCGGCCGCGUCCCCUCCUUGCUCUUCUUGGCCGCCGCCCGGCACUUGCAACUAACUUCGCCCAAGUUUCCUGCACCACCGCCGCCGCGCCCCUGUCGGCGCUUUUGCUUCGCAGCGUGCGACCGCGUGUGCGCUGAGCCGAGGGCCCCUCUCUCCUGGGUUCUCCCGCCAGAACCCAGCAGGUGCGGAGGCGGAGGGGCUGGAGGAGGGGAUUUAAGGAAACCGCGCAGUCACCUCAGUUCGCAGGUCCGCCCUGGGGCUGCUUCCGCUUCCCCGACUCCCGCAGCACAGUGGGCCCCUUCCCGGCCCAGACCGCCACUCUGCCGCUCCUGACUCGGCAGGAGCGCUGUGCACGGUCUCAGGUUUAGGCUAGUGGAGAGCCUGGAGCGCGUCGCGGAGUCUGCGCACUGCUUCGCGUUGGCAACCUCGGUGUCUUCCGGGCUACCCUGGCCGGCCGGAGCUGCUGUGGUGGAGGCUCCGGGAUCCUCUGCCUGAAGGAAGGAAGCGCGCCAGGGAGAGAACCUCGCGAACUACGGUGGAAGAGGGGACGCACCCUAGAAAAUGUUGGAGACUUUUCUUUGUAAGAAAGGGCUUAUUUUCCUUGGAGGUCCAGAUGUUACUUGCAACAGAUGCUUCCCGCAUUUUCUUGCACUGGUGAUGCACCCAGUUAGAGGUAGUGGAGAGAAAAAUACCUGAGGACGGACUGACUGAGCGUCCUCUUUGGCAACCCUUUCGAAAAGGAGCUAGCACAGGCUGACAGUAGGCAUCCUUGGCUGAGUAUUCCGCUCUUUAAAAUUUCUGAGUGUUUUGUUUCUUUUCUGGUCGUCAGAGCCAUCUAUAUGCUGAUCUGUUUAAGGUAUAGUUAACUUACAGUAUCUCAAAUAAUGAGAGGAUGGUGUUCAAAACGAAUAAGAAGAGUGAGAUGUUUCUCUGAAAGAAAAAAAGUGAACUAUACCAAUCAUGCCAUACUGGAAUAUUUCUGUGUUAAGCACAAUUUUCUUUAGUAAGAACAGGGUUUUUUUUUUUAUAAUUGAAAUGAUGCAAACAUCAAACAGCAUGAUUUUGUUUGCACAUUUUUCUCACUUCUUGGUGUGCUGCAGCAUAGUUACAGCAUGAUCAGUCUGGAGGUUUUAUUCACAAGUUGGCCUGCCCUUCAGGGAGGACUUGCUUGCCUUCUUUCUUUGGGAGUUUAGAUUUGACCUAGCCAUGUGGUGUGUGUGCAAAUAGGAAGUGCCACAAGCAGUUAACUCUUUAAAUCUUCCCUGCUAUGUGUGUUCAUGUCUCUCUUUCUCUCUGCCUCUCUGUCUCUCUCUCGCUUUCUCUCUCUCUCUCUGUCUCUCACACACACAAGCACUGAUUGUAGUUAUGAACUUAAAAACUGUUUUAGGUCAUCAGAUUUAUUUAAAAGUUAGGCUUGUUUUAUUGCUCAUUGCAAUAAAAAUUAGUGAUUGUUGCUUUAAUUUUAGUAGCUGUGAUAACGUAUAGAAAUGCAAAUUAGCAGUGAAAUGUAUAGGAGUCUAUUUUUCUUAAGAUAUCAUCUUUACAAAUGUUUAUUUUGUAUCAGUUAUGCCCUUGUAUUGCUAAAACAAUUGGACUGACUUCUUAGAACGAUAUUUCUUUCCUGGCUCUAUAAAGGCACUGUCAUUAACAGACUCUGGGUGGAGAAACAUUAAAACACUAGCAAGUGUAAUUACGUAGACUAGAAUAUUAAAUAUACUGUUUUGUGAUGAUAAAUUACAAAAUUAUCAUCCCUGAGCUUUUAACCUACUAACGUGUAUAAUAGGUCUGAGACAAAAAUAUUUAUACACUGUCAUACAAAGAACAUAUGUAUGGGGGACCAGGAUAUGAAAAACUUACUAAAAAUUGUCAAUAAAGUUGAAUCUAAUCAUAAAAAUUAUCUUGACAUAUAAAAAAGGAUAAGGAUUGAGAAAGAUAUUUUAUAUUGGUUGGUUAAAUCAUACUCUUUUCAAAUUUAAGUUUAAAACUCUAUUGCAGUAAAUUAGUACCAUGGAAAGAAAUGUUUGUGUGUGGGAUUGAAAUGUAUGCUUAUAUAUGCAAUAUAGUAUGACAAAUAAAAUACAUAAGCUUCCUUGGAUAUAGCUUUAUAAAUUGUGCAAUAUCACCUGUUUAGUGAUAGUAAAUAAACGAAAUUUAGAAGUUCUUAAGUCCAAGAAUGUCAAACUGUGCAAAACAAAGAUGCUUUCCAUACCUAAAAAAAAAGUGGCUGUUUGUCUAUUCACCAAACAAAAUUUCACAUAUUUCAAAAUAGCAGAGAUUUGGUUUUUGAUUUCAGUUUUUAGGGGAUCAAUAUUCUAGGCCUACAAGAGGAGGUAAGGCCCUUACAAUAAGCUGUGCGUAUGAAAGGAAGGCAGUGGGUACUGCUGUUUUUAACUAUCACAUCUCUUGCCUGAAUCUGGUUGAGUUUUUCACAAAGUAAGUUUUCUUGCCAUUCUCUCUCUUCUGUGCCAAAAUGUAAAGUCAGUUUUAAUUUUCACAGAUUUUAUGUUUUACUUGAUAGAAUGUUAUAUUUUCGUUCUUGGGUAUUUUUUACCUAAAAAUGAAAAAUAUACAAGUUAUAGACAACCGUGUGUGGUGUGUGUAAAGAAUGAAGGAAAAUAAAUUGAAAAAGAAUUGUAAGUUCAUUCAGCUGUAUGUUGUGAACUCUUGAUUGCGAGUACCCAGUGAACAGUGUACCUUUAUCAGUAGUCUGAGUGGACUCUGUAUUUAACCUGUGGUCACAGUAAUACCUGUACUCACAAAUACAUCUAAUCAGAAACUGAGAGACAGGCACUGUCUCAGAAAAAGUUGGUGAGUCUGUGUAAAUUCACCGCCAACCCUCCCCCCUUAAAUCCACCCCAGUAAAUGAUCAUUUUCAAUUCUAGAACUUUCACUAGGAGGCAGCAAUGAGGUUGUUGGGGAAUAAAAAC